Messenger RNA from Dufourea novaeangliae, 1113 nucleotides. RefSeq names its product 28S ribosomal protein S35, mitochondrial (gene mRpS35). The transcript has 3 exons. Gene Ontology annotation, molecular function: structural constituent of ribosome. NCBI's taxonomy places the organism in Eukaryota, Metazoa, Arthropoda, Insecta, Hymenoptera, Halictidae. Gene Ontology annotation, cellular component: mitochondrial small ribosomal subunit. Gene Ontology annotation, biological process: mitochondrial translation. The coding region runs from base 112 to 1113 and encodes 333 amino acids. The record is from RefSeq and is a predicted model, not a curated record.
AGGAACGCGGGGAACAGAACCAGUCAGCUGUUCACUACACUGUAGUGGUGCGGACUGUGUGUGAUGUUGGAGUAGCUUUGAGGUUAAUUGGGAAUUGAUUUCAUCAUUAAAAUGAUGUCGCUAAUACGACGUUGCGAGAGCAAUGCUAUUCAAAUAAGUUCAAAAAUUAUAAAGCUUUCGUCAUCGUUUUGUACAUCCACAAACGCAGCGGAUGCUGGUGAAGAAUUUCGAGUACUGGAACUAAUACCAAAAAAGUCUACACAGUCGAAAAAGCGAGCGCAUUAUCAAAUAAAUAAACUGCCACCAAAAGAGGAAGUAAUGUCGACCGACCAAAAUUGGCAAGCAAUUUGGCCCACUGCGCGUACGUUUCAUCCAUCGACUGUGCCGCUGCCCGUACGGCAAGGAUAUAAACAUAAUAAAAACCCGCAUCCUAAUAAAUACGGUAACGCAGAACUCAUGAAAAUUCCAAAUUUCUUGCACCUUACUCCGCCUGCGGUUAAAGCGCACUGCAAAGCGAUACAAAAAUUUUGCACAAAGUGGCCUGAGGAACUCGAUACGGACGAAGCUUGUGAACAACAUUUCCCAGUGGAAAUAAUCACAUCCGAUUAUUGUUACUCUUCUCCCACAAUAAGAGAACCUCUUGCGAGAAUAGUGAGUUUGAGGGUGAGGCUAUCUUCUUUAUGCCUAGACGCUCAUGCUAAAGAUAAAAUACUCAGGUUAGUGGGUGAGAAAUAUAAUCCUGAAACAGGCAUAGUAACGAUAACUGCAGACAAAUGCCCAACUAGAAAACAAAAUUUAGAUUAUGUCAACUAUCUUCUCACAGCAUUAUUCCACAUAUCCCACCGAAUUGAACCAUGGGAAAGCGAGAAAUCGGAAGCGGACAUGGAAUACUAUGAUUGGGAUAAAAGCAAAAGUCGAACUAAUUUAGUGACUGUAUACUCUUGGCCAAAUCCAGAAGUCAAUGCUAAUUACGACGAUAUACCGCACGCACAAGAAUACAAAAUCGCAGUUUCAGAACUGAUAAAUAAUGGAGAAGACGAUGUUUCGAUCAAGAAAUACAAAGAAGCUGUCAAGAAUGUGCUAAAUCUCAAUUAUAUAGACAAUGAAAAAUAA